Procambarus clarkii (red swamp crayfish) is the source of this 2116-nucleotide messenger RNA. Its product is annotated as carotenoid isomerooxygenase. Gene Ontology annotation, biological process: carotene catabolic process; retinal metabolic process. Gene Ontology annotation, molecular function: beta-carotene 15,15'-dioxygenase activity; carotenoid dioxygenase activity. The record is from RefSeq and is a predicted model, not a curated record. NCBI's taxonomy places the organism in Eukaryota, Metazoa, Arthropoda, Malacostraca, Decapoda, Cambaridae.
GUAGGACGCUUUGCUGCCAGACGCAUGGUGCUUCACUCUGGUCCUAUUUAGUGAGGAUUCAAGCCCCGAGAAGCCAGUGUCCGUAGCCCAUGCAAGAGGGGAAGACGUUCAUGUGAAUCCGUAAGGACGCUCAGUUAAAGGCGACAUCUUUAAAAAUGUCGACGACUGUGGACAGUAAUUGUGGCAAGUAUGACUUCUCUGUACUGUGCCGGCACUGUGAUGAAGAGUGUUCCGAUGGCAUUCCCUGCCAACUUACAGGAACACUGCCAGAAUGGCUGAAGGGUCAGUUAAUUUAUAAUGGACCAGGCCAAACCAAAGUUGGGUCAAUUGAAUAUUGUCAUGCUUUUGAUGCCUCAGCAUUACUGCAAAAGUUUGAGAUUUCUGACGGAAAGGUAAUGUACAGCAGUCGUUUUGUGCGCUCAAAGACCUACGAACAGAACAAAGCCGCUGGCACAAUCACACGGGCAGAGUUUGGCACCCCUGCUCCAGCCACAAAGGGAAUGUUUUCAAGAUUUUUGGAUGCCAUGGAUCCUGAAAAGUUGUUUUCUGACAAUGCAUUAGUUUCAGUCAUAGGUAUUGGUGAGCACCACUUUGCAAUGUGUGAAACACCAUUUAUGCUGGAAAUCAACCCAGACAAUCUUGACACAAAAGAAAGAAUCAAUGUCAACAAGAGGUAUGGGUUAAUGACUCAGAGCCCACAUCCCAUAGUAGCCAGUGAUGGAGUGUAUACUGUUGGUCAGGGCGUGGGCGUGACAGGACCAAAGUAUAACAUUCUUAAAUUUCCCCUUGAUGGUAAUUUGAAGCAAGGAAAGAUUAUGGCAUCUGUACCAUCACGCUGGCGACUGUCUCCAGCAUACAUGCACUCGAUGGCCAUGACUGAAAAUUAUGCUGUGCUGAUUGAACAGCCAUUAGCAGUGUCCCUCUCAGAGCUGUUGAGUGAUAUUGUCAGCAAUGCACCAUUCAUUGCUGGUCUAAAGUGGCACAAUGAGCCAGUUCUCAUUCAUAUUAUUGAUAGAAGAACGUGGAAACAGGUGAAAACAAGAUAUGUUGCAGACCCUUUCUUCUUUAUGCACAUAGCUAAUGCUUAUGAAGACGGUGAACACAUUGUGCUUGAUGUACCAACUUACAAGGAUUCUUCACUUCUACAUAAUAUGUUCAUUAGUACCCUUAGAGAGCAACGAGGGAAGAAUGCACAAGAUUACGUGGAUUCGUUUAAGUCAACACUACACAGAUUUGUUAUCCCUCUGAACACCAAAGGAAAGGAGAAGUUAGUGACACUGCCAGGAACAUCUUGCACUGCAUCAUGGUCUGCUCAAGAGAUUGUACUGCAAUGUGAGAAACUGACACGGAUUCCUAUUGAGAACCCGUGCAUUAACCCAAAAAUAAGGUCCUCAAAGCAUCAAUAUAUCUGGGCUAUGGGCCCAGAUCCUAAUGGUGGAGAUUCAGGUUUUGUGAUAAAGCUGGAUGUUACCUCUGGAGAAACUUUCAUGUUCACGGAAGACAAGAUUUAUUGUGCUGCGCCAGAAUUUGUAGCAAAGCCAAAUGCUGUUAGUGAAGAUGAUGGAGUUAUCCUGCUGCAGUGUGUUAAUUCACAGGAUGAAAAAAAGACAUAUCUUCUGGUGCUUGAUGCGAAAAAUAUGACUGAAAUAUGUCGAGCAUCAGUAACUACUACAUCUUCUGUUCCAAUGCCCCUUCAUGGUCACUACAUCCCAGUCAUUGGACAGUAGGCGAUCUGUGUUUCUUAGUUUGUAUAAUCAAUGGUACUAUAUAUGCAAUUUUAAAAUCAGUCGUAUCAUGUACAACAUAUACUUUUGGCCAAGUUAGAUUGCUUUUAUAUAUUGGUGUUACUUGGAUGAUAACAAUACAUGCCAUAAUUGCAAUUUUAUAUUUAUUAUACUAAUGAAAUGUGUAUAAGGUUCAUAGCAUUCCUGUGAAGUAAGGCACAUGUUGAUGAAUGUCUUGAGAAAUAGUGUUAUCAUUGUGGCUUAAAGAUAACUUUAUUGAAAAUUUUAACAAAUAUCUGAAGACCUCAUUUUGUGAAAGGUUUUGUAUAUAAUUUCCAUUGUGUAGAGGUUAUUUCUGUAAAGCUUUAAUAUUAAAAUACACCAAAAAAAUA